UGCCCCGGGAGCGCGUGCGCGCGCACGCGCGUGAGCCGCCGUGGCCGGCGGAGGAAAAUGGCGGCGGAGCGCUGAGGGACGGGACAGGAGCGCGCCGGGACAGCUGAGCCGUUCGCCGCCCGCGGGCCGCGCCGCACCGCUCCGCCCCGCUGAGGGACCCCCAUGGCCGCGGGGACAUCCCGCCACCCGCGUCCCUGUUGCGUCUUCUCCGGCCGCGCAGCUCCCGGGCCCCGCUGAGUGCCCAGGCCUGACCCGUUGGGCCUGACCCGCCGCCGCCCCGAGGCGUCUGCGCCGGGCAGGGGCCGGGAGGGGAACGGAGGCAGCGCCCGCCCGGCCCCAGCCCGGCCCACGGAGGAGCAGCAGCCUUUUCUGGCCCAGCCCUCCCCAUCCCCGCCGUCAGGAUGUCCGAGAACCAGCCGAACGCCAACAACCACCACCCGGCCAACAACGCCGGGGCCGCCGGCGGCAACAACCGGGGCGUCCGCAACCCCAACCUCAACCAGAACCCCCUGAUCAACGUGCGCGACCGCCUCUUCCACGCGCUGUUCUUCAAGAUGGCAGUGACCUACGCGCGCCUCUUCCCUCCCUCCUUCCGCCGCGUCUUCGAGUUCUUCGUUCUUCUCAAGGCUCUCUUUGUGCUCUUCAUCCUGGCCUACAUCCACAUCGCCUUCUCGCGCUCUCCCAUCAACUGCCUGGAGCACGUGCGGGACAAGUGGCCCCGUGAUGGCAUCCUGCGCGUGGAAAUCCAGCGCAACUCCAGCCGGGCCCCCAUCUUCCUGCAGUUCUGCGGCGUGGAGAAGUUCCCAGGAAUGGUGGUUGAGUCCACGGCUGAGGAAGAGGAGGAGGAAGAGGAGGAAAUGACUGUGGAUAUGUUUGAAAACAGCUCCAUCAAGUUUGAGCUGGAUAUCGAGCCCAAGGUGUUCCCAUCCCGGGUGAGCAGCAUUGAGCUGCCCCACAACGACAGCCAGGAGUUCUCGUUUAGUGACGCAGCCACUAAAGGUAUGCAGCCUCUGCGGGAGACUGUGUCCGAGUUUGAGAUGCUAGCCCGAGCAGUGUGGCCACAGGAGGAGUACAUCGUGGAAUAUUCCCUGGAAUACGGCUUCCUGCGCCUGUCCCAGAGCACGCGGCAGCGCCUCAGCAUCCCCGUCAUGGUGGUGACCCUGGAUCCUACCAGGGAUCAGUGCUUUGGGGACAGGUUCAGCCGCCUGCUGCUGGACGAGUUCCUGGGCUACGAUGACAUCCUGAUGUCGAGCGUCAAAGCUUUAGCUGAAAACGAGGAGAACAAAGGUUUCCUUCGUAACGUGGUGUCUGGGGAGCAUUAUCGCUUUGUCAGCAUGUGGAUGGCCAGGACGUCCUACCUGGCAGCCUUCGUCAUCAUGGUCAUCUUCACUCUCUCUGUCUCGAUGCUGCUGCGCUACUCACACCACCAGAUCUUUGUCUUCAUUGUUGACCUGUUACAGAUGCUGGAGAUGAACAUGACCAUUGCAUUCCCUGCUGCUCCACUCCUCACUGUAAUCCUGGCUCUGGUCGGUAUGGAGGCCAUAAUGUCUGAGUUCUUCAAUGACACCACCACCGCGUUCUACAUCAUCCUCAUCGUGUGGCUGGCGGACCAGUACGACGCCAUCUGCUGCCACACCAACACCAGCAAGAGGCACUGGCUCAGAUUCUUCUACUUGUACCACUUUGCCUUCUACGCCUACCACUACCGCUUCAACGGGCAGUACAGCAGCCUGGCACUUGUCACCUCCUGGCUCUUCAUCCAGCACUCAAUGAUUUACUUCUUCCACCACUACGAGCUGCCAGCCAUCCUACAGCAGAUCCGGAUCCAGGAGAUGCUGCUGCAGAACCAGCAGGUCGGGCAGGGCACCCAGACCACGCUGCAGGACAACCUCAACAACAACACCACGGCCGCCCCGGUGGAGGCCGGGGCCCGCCGAGCCCCGCUGGCCCCCGGGGCCCCCGGCGAGGGCGGCGCCCCGGCCGCCCUGACCCCCGGCGAGGCCUCCAGUGUCAUCGCCGCCGCCGCCGCCUCCGUGGGCAGCGACCUGAACUGGGUGGCCGAGACGGCCGCUAUCGUGACAGAGGCCUCGUUCCUGUCUGACCUGAGCACCUCCCUCCUGGAGCCCACCGUGGUGCACGAAGCCGUGGCCAACGGGAGCCCUCCAGAGGCGGCCGCAGCCUCGGGGUUGGUGGCCCGCAUCAGGGUCAGCAGCGACCACCCGGAGACGGCCGUGGGCUCCAUCACCAUCGAGGUCACCUCGACGUCCGUGGUGGCUGCAGCGGAUGCUGCCCCUGCUGCUGGGCCUGCACCCCUGGCUCCACUGCAGGAGGGGGCGGCCCCCAGCCCCUCCCUUCCCAAGCAGACUGAGGCCCUCGAGGGCUCAGAGAGCCGAGCAAAACCCAGCGGCAAAAACUGCACGGGCAGCAGCAGCAGCAGCGUGGCAGAGCCCCUGCCAGCCUCGGGGGGGGACAGUGACCAGGACAGAGGUUUGGAGGACCGGGCACAGAGCAGCCCCUGCCCAGCACCAGCAGAGAGAACGCCCAGCUCAGAGCCGAGCUCCAGGAACCUGUCCUGAGCCCCGUUGCUGUCACUCUGGACUGCUGGGAAGGCAUUUGGAUUUUGUUUGUUACUAUUUCUCACUUCACCAUCAUCCUUAACCCGUGGAUCCCUCUGAGCAGAGCUGGAGCAACUGGGACAGAGCAGGGCUGCAGUGACCUCUCUCCCCUAGGAAAGGCACGGGGGGCUGUGGGAAGGAUGGUGGGGUUUGGUCCCCUGGCCCACACGGCUCCAGGACUCCUCUGAGGCCACAGGUGAGCCAGCCACCUGUUCCCACCUGCCCUGCUUGUUUUCUGCCUUUUCCUUGUCCCCAGCUUUGCCCCUGCAGCUGUGUUUGCAGUCCAGGUGCUGAUUCCAGGUGGGAGCUGACCUGGGACAGGCCAGAGGGGUGGCAGCUUUGUGGUUAGAGUAGGAGUGGAUAGAACAGGCAGAGAGUGUCCAGCCCCUGUGGGAGAGCCACAGAGGUGAAUCCUGGUCGCCUUUCCUGCUCCUGAGGGAGGAGGAGCUUGUACCUUCCCCAGGCACAGUCUGCCCAGGCCAGGGCACAACCAAAGCAGAAAGCUGCAGUUCAGCCCCCUUUUUUCUGUCCUUAAACUUCCCUUGGUGGGUGGCUUGGCAGGUGGAAGGUGCUGUGUCCAGGUGGGAGCUGCCAUCCCAGGAGUGAUGCUUAGAGAGCUGCAGUGGGUGUCUGGAGAGGUGUGGGGUGAGGGCAGCAGCUCUGUCCUGCACAGCUCUGCUCUGGGUGAGGCAGCUGCUUUCCAGUGCCUUGUCCCUCCCGUGGGACACGUCUGUGUUUAGGAUCAGCCCCAUCCCAGAGGAGAGAGUGGCUCCUCAUGCCUGGUCUGUUGCAUGAGCUGGUUUAGCAAAAAACCAAAAUACUAAAGCCAAGACAUUUCAGCUGGUUUUCCCGUGUUUCCCUGGCAGAGGCUGAGCUGGGGGGCUGCCUGUGGACCCCUGCAGAAGGGCCAGAGCCAUGCCAGGAUGUGCUAGGAGGGUUUGUGCAGGGAGCUGGAGCAGAGCGAGGCGGGUUGAAGCUCUGGGAGAACCAUGGUGGGACAGGGCAGGGACAUGUGGGCACUUUGCUCUUGGGGACAGCUGGGUCCCUGCACAGAUGUCCCCGAGUUCAGUAUUGUCCCCUUAUGGCUGAGCAGUGUCUGGAGUCCAUCUCUCUCGGAGGGCUCCAUUUCAGUGUUACCUUCUCAACACGGGGGGGCUCAGAGCCCCCUCUUCACCCCUCUGCCUUUCCCACCUGGGUGCCCCCUUUUUGUUUUUACUUUUUUACCUGGAGCAGCUGUAGUGCUGCCCCAGGGCAGGGGCGAUCCUUCUGUGACCAGCAGGUCAAAUCUUGCUGCUGCCAGCACUCCUGAGGAGGCGCCUUGUGGCCAACUGGCUCCCAGCCUCUGGAGUGCCAGCAAUGACCCGAGGCUUUUCAGAGGAGUGGGUGGGAGGGGAAGGGGGGACACCAAACCAAAUGAUUUGAUGAAUGAAGAGUAGAGUUCAUUCUAUUUAAUUAAUGUACAAAAUGUGUUUGUAUAUAAUAAUAAAUAUUAUCUCUUAACA
Messenger RNA from Prinia subflava (tawny-flanked prinia), 4117 nucleotides. It is a transcript of the gene TMEM259, whose product is annotated as transmembrane protein 259. Gene Ontology annotation, cellular component: endoplasmic reticulum. NCBI's taxonomy places the organism in Eukaryota, Metazoa, Chordata, Aves, Passeriformes, Cisticolidae. The transcript is spliced from 11 exons. The record is from RefSeq and is a predicted model, not a curated record. Bases 402 to 2576 code for a protein of 724 amino acids. Gene Ontology annotation, biological process: positive regulation of ERAD pathway; response to endoplasmic reticulum stress.